UAAAUGCAAGCCACAUACAUCAAAAUUUACAAGAAGAAGAACUUGUGACAAAAAAUAGCAAAAUGGAAAGGGUUCCCCUAAUUCUUUGCAUCGUUUCGUUUACCCUCUUUGUUGCUGUGGCUGACUCCCAGAGUGCUUCUAAUGUUAGGGCCACUUACAAUUUGUACAAUCCCCAAAAUAUCAAUUGGGACCUCAACGCUGCUAGGGUUUUUUGUGCAACAUGGGAUGCUAACAAGCCCCUUUCGUGGCGGAGGCAAUAUGGUUGGACUGCCUUUUGUGGACCUGCUGGACCUCGAGGGCAGGCUGCAUGUGGGAGGUGCCUAAGGGUGACUAAUACAGCAACUAGAGCUCAAGUUGUUGUCAGGAUUGUUGAUCAAUGCAGCAAUGGUGGGCUAGAUUUGGAUAUUGGCCCCUUUCGACAAAUUGACACCAAUGGACAGGGCAAUGCCAACGGUUUCCUAAGAGUCAACUAUGAAUUUGUUAACUGUUAAGGCCGUCUACUACUCUCAGUCUUAUGUGAUGGGAAAACUGAAAUUUCCCGGUAUCAAUAAAUUUGAAUAAUAUAUACAAGGUUGGUAUUAUGCCAAUUGGCUGGUUAUAUAUUGAUUAUCAAUAAGAGAGUUAUUGCCUA
Coffea eugenioides is the source of this 631-nucleotide messenger RNA. RefSeq names its product pathogenesis-related protein PR-4-like. The transcript is spliced from 2 exons. Gene Ontology annotation, molecular function: RNA nuclease activity. Lineage: Eukaryota; Viridiplantae; Streptophyta; Magnoliopsida; Gentianales; Rubiaceae. Gene Ontology annotation, biological process: defense response to bacterium; defense response to fungus. Bases 63 to 491 code for a protein of 142 amino acids. The record is from RefSeq and is a predicted model, not a curated record.